GAGGGGAUUGGGACACCUGAAUCACAUGAUAUGGAGGGGAUUGUAACACCUGGAUCACAUGAUUGGGAGGGGAUGGGAACACCUGAAUCACAUGAUUGGGAGGGGAUUGGAACACCUGAAUCACAUGAUUGGGAGGGGAUUGGAACACCUGAAUCACAUGAUUGGGAGGGGAUGGGAACACCUGAAUCACAUGAUUGGGAGGGGAUUGGAACACCUGAAUCACAUGAUUGGGGAGGAUGGGAACACCUGAAUCACAUGAUUGGGAGGGGAUUGGAACACCUGAAUCACAUGAUUGGGAGGGGAUUGGAACACCUGAAUCACAUGAUUGGGAGGGGAUUGGAACACCUGAAUCACAUGAUUGGGAGGGGAUGGGAACACCUGAAUCACAUGAUUGGGAGGGGAUUGGAACACCUGAAUCACAUGAUUGGGAGGGGAUUGGAACACCUGAAUCACAUGAUUGGGAGGGGAUUGGAACACCUGAAUCACAUGAUUGGGAGGGGAUUGGAACACCUGAAUAACAUGAUUGGGAGGGGAUGGGAACACCUGAAUCACAUGAUUGGGAGGGGAUUGGAACACCUGAAUCACAUGAUUGGGAGGGGA
Staurois parvus is the source of this 600-nucleotide messenger RNA. The record is from the annotation of a GenBank genome assembly. Lineage: Eukaryota; Metazoa; Chordata; Amphibia; Anura; Ranidae.